UAAUUUACGACUUCCUCCUACGACUAAUGAAUAAAGUUCUAACGGCCAAAUUGCUUUAAACAUUAGAUUGGAUAUGAUCGCAUAAUGAUUGUGACGAUAUUUUUAAGUUUCCUGGUAAUAUAUGUCAACGGGGUGGACUGUGUGCUUUCGGUCGGAGAGACGUCAAAACUGUGUGUGCCGACGGAAAAUAUAGACGGGCCCCGGCACAGCUGCAUAUGCGGGACUGACGGUGUCUACCACUGCGUGCGGAGAGUGGACUACCUCGAGGACCGAUCAGAAAUCAACAUGCUCUUCCAACAAAGACAAUGCGAGCCGAACUACACAUACCAAGAGCAAAACCUUAUCUGCACCUGCAAUGAGUUUGGUGACUGGCGCUCAAAGAACUGCUACCAAAACUUCCACAUCAUCAGAGCCAGGGACAUGUUGAGCACCCCCGCACUAAGAACCAAAGAAUUUUCUUGCAUGCCUAACAAGAUGUAUCUAGUUGACUGCAACAUGUGCAUCUGCGACGAGUCCGGCUACAUCGAUCCUUCACGUUGUACCACUAGAACUUGCACGAAAGGCCACAAAAUAGAUCGCUGCGUGUUCGGAGACAUAUUGAGAACGACAGAUGAGCUAUGCUCGUGUAGUGACAUCAACGUCUACAUUGAUAGACUCUGUGUUAGCAUCUCCGAGCAUAGAAUCCAGAAGAUAAAAAACGAACUUUUCGACGUACUGAUCCAACAUGAUACACGUUUGCGCACUAUACCCGUGUUUUCUGAUCGUUGUUCGCAGGCGGAUUUGGCAGAAGUCGAUUGCAACACAUGUUAUUGUAUUGCAGGGAAUUGGGCUUGUACAAAUAAAAAAUGUGAGAUCACUAAGAAGGUAGAGAAGUUGAGGAAUCGUAAGAAAGCUUUCCUGAGUUUACCUGAAGUUUUUAGUGACAAAGAAACGUGUGUACCAUUUAGGAAGUACCGGUACCGAUGCAACACGUGUAUAUGCUCAAAGAAAAAAGUGCUGUCUUGUACUUCAAUGAUUUGUUUGGAAGCGUUGCUUAGUACAUCUGACUCGGACGCUACUAGAAACAUUCACACCCCCAAUGCGAACGGGAACAUUCCAGAGAUUCGUGAUGGAGAAGAAUGCGAAGAAGGCAAGUUGUAUAGGAAGGAAUGCAAUAUCUGCCGGUGCACUAUGAAGAAGGACCUCAAGUGCACCAAAAAAAUGUGUUUUAAAGGAAAAGACAGAAAUAAAUUGAAGAAAAGCAAAGGCGACCAAUUAGAAAAAGUACCAUACCAUAAGAAACAGCUGGACUUACCCGAGCUUCCGACCGGUGCCUGUGGCGUAGGCAAGUUCUAUAAGAAGGGCUGUAGGAAGUGCUACUGCGAACAUGAUAGGAAAGCCGUCUGUGCUGACGGUCCUGUUGGGCCAAAUUGUAAACUUGAAAUUAAAUCUUACCGAGACUCGACACCGGACGAUUAUGGCGUAAAAACCGACAAGAUAGACAUAACGAAGCUACUGGAACUGCCCAACCUGUCCACUAAGUGCGACCCCGGCCACACAUAUAAGGUGGACUGCAACACAUGCAUCUGUCUCGCUAAUAAGAACCUGCUCUGCACCCACAACUUUUGCUUGAGCAUCGAUGACAUGAAUAAAGUCGAGGCCAGGAAAAGAUCAGGACUACCAUGCUCCAAAGACGUGAAAGAGGACCCCUGCAUGAUAUGCCGCUGCGUGGACGACAAGCUGACCUGUGAAGCUGUGAAGAAGUGCCAGGAGCAGUCCAGGAAGCGGCUUCAUGGAGCCCUGGACAGCUCCCGUGCCCCCCUCAGUCUGACCAAGGGCCAGGAUUGCAUACCCGGAACUGUUUACAAAGAUAGAUGCAAUAGAUGCUACUGCCAGGAAGACAGGGCGCUGCGCUGCACGGCCAUGACCUGCCUCAACUACAUGCAGGCCCUCAGCCUUCAGAAACCGAACAGCGACUAAACACUACGAUUAUCCUAAUUUCUUAAACUUUAAUGCCGGCUCCACACUGUCGCCGAACUAGGACAGAAUGCCGACGCGAAUGCGUGAACAUUGCUCAAUUUGUAUGCGUGCUUUUGUUUACCGCAAUGAAAAAUCAACAAUGUGCACAAAGGGCUUAGUGCGAGUUUGCUAUUUAUAUCUCACCAUCGAGUCGAUUCGAAGUGAGACACAGCGAACCAAUCAUAAUGCGCCGUUGUGACGCAACAACAACUAACCCGAAAUGUCAUUGGUUCGCUGCUUUUCACUUCGAAUCGUUUCGAUAGUGAGAAGUGAAAUGCAAACCCAGACGUUUGGCGAAGGAGCCGGCAUAAGGUUGGCGCAAACCCAAUAUGUAUAAAUGACACGUUUACUUUGUAAUGACAUAAGUGGCUAAGUUCAACGUAUAACGAUCUACAUAAUGAAUAUUCUAUUUUUAAAUUAUGCAAUUCA
This is a messenger RNA of Plodia interpunctella (Indianmeal moth), 2427 nucleotides long. RefSeq lists its product as uncharacterized. Gene Ontology annotation, molecular function: peptidase inhibitor activity. The record is from RefSeq and is a predicted model, not a curated record. Bases 85 to 1959 code for a protein of 624 amino acids. The transcript is spliced from 8 exons. NCBI's taxonomy places the organism in Eukaryota, Metazoa, Arthropoda, Insecta, Lepidoptera, Pyralidae.